CUCCAGGCAGGAAGUGCCGGCGCCGCCGCUGACCGGCCACAGCCCAGAGCUCGCGCCCGUCGCUCGUCGUCUCGCGCAGGGCAGCCCCGGUUCAGGUGUCUGUCGCCGGAAUUAAACAGCCACCAUGUCGAGCAAAAAGGCCAAGACCAAGACCACCAAGAAGCGCCCUCAGCGCGCCACGUCCAAUGUGUUUGCCAUGUUUGACCAGUCACAGAUUCAGGAGUUCAAAGAGGCCUUCAACAUGAUUGAUCAGAACCGAGACGGUUUCAUCGACAAGGAGGAUUUGCAUGAUAUGCUUGCUUCACUGGGGAAGAAUCCCACAGAUGCAUACCUUGAUGCCAUGAUGAAUGAGGCUCCUGGCCCUAUCAAUUUCACCAUGUUCCUCACCAUGUUUGGUGAGAAGUUGAAUGGUACCGAUCCUGAAGACGUCAUCAGAAAUGCGUUUGCAUGCUUCGAUGAAGAAGCCACAGGCACCAUUCAGGAGGACUACCUGAGAGAGCUACUGACAACCAUGGGAGACCGGUUUACAGAUGAGGAGGUGGACGAGCUGUACAGAGAAGCUCCCAUUGACAAAAAGGGGAACUUCAAUUACAUUGAGUUCACACGCAUCCUUAAACAUGGAGCAAAAGACAAGGAUGACUGAGAGGACUUUAGUUAAAACCCUCUCUUAAAUUGUCUUACACUAUUCUAUUUCUCAGACACUUCCCCCACCCUCAUAGAACCUGUUGCAUGCAGCUUAGUUUCACAGCUUUGCCCUUUUUUGAUGUAUUUAUUCCAGACCUUUCUGCCACUUAGCACUUGUAUAAUCAGACUGGAAAUGGGGACAAGGUUCUAAAUUGUAUUGGAAAAGAGAUUGCGAAUAAAAAUCAACAAAUGUGAAAGCCUAGGAAAUAUAUCCGUAUUUCUGAUUUUGGUGGAUUUUUACCUUUUUAUAUAAUAAAAAUGCUAUUUUGAAAUAAAGAUUAUGCUGACUCAAA
Lepus europaeus (European hare) is the source of this 977-nucleotide messenger RNA. Its product is annotated as myosin regulatory light chain 12B. The record is from RefSeq and is a predicted model, not a curated record. The coding region runs from base 125 to 643 and encodes 172 amino acids. NCBI's taxonomy places the organism in Eukaryota, Metazoa, Chordata, Mammalia, Lagomorpha, Leporidae. Gene Ontology annotation, molecular function: calcium ion binding. The transcript has 4 exons. Gene Ontology annotation, cellular component: stress fiber; cytoplasm; myofibril.